Molecule: messenger RNA, 2703 nt
Organism: Chelmon rostratus (copperband butterflyfish)
Lineage: Eukaryota; Metazoa; Chordata; Actinopteri; Chaetodontiformes; Chaetodontidae
Product: matrix remodeling-associated protein 8-like
Exons: 10
Coding region: 104-1381 (425 amino acids)
Biological process (GO): cell adhesion; establishment of glial blood-brain barrier
Cellular component (GO): cell surface; membrane
Source: RefSeq, a predicted model, not a curated record
AGCUGAGCUGCUCCUCGGUGAACUUGAAGCGCUUUGUUUUAUCAACUGAUGCGCGCUGCACCUCUGUCCGGCUUUCACCUCCGUUGCCAGCACUGAAAAAAAGAUGCGCCUCGACAUGAGUCUCCUUCAGAUCCUUGCUGUGCUCUUCCUGCCUGGAGCAUGGGGUCAGAGCAGCAGCGGCAGGCUUGGUGUGGUGGUGGAGGCCAAGAACAUCACCCUCCCUGCAGGGUCCAAGGCUGUUCUUCCCUGCCACAGCCCCCGCAUGGUGUGGACCCGGGACAGACUGAAGGACCGUCAGAGGGUGGUGCACUGGGACUUGGUCCGCAGCAGCCCAGAGUAUUCUGUGGAGCGAGUCCUGGACAUGUCUCCUGGAGCACGCCAGAGGGUCUACAAUGGCCUCAACAAGGGACGCAUUUCCAUCCCAGACUCUGCGUUCAAUGAUGGCAACUUCUCCCUGAUCAUCAACAAUGUGGUCACAACUGACAAAGGAGUUUAUACGUGUAAUCUGCACCAUCACUACUGCCAGAUCCACCAGUCCGUUCAAAUCCAGCUCAAUGUCACUAAGUCAGCUCGGAGAGAGAAACGUUACUGGGACGGAGAGAAGACUGUGUUCGUGGUCUUGCUAGGCAGCUCGGUGGCGCUGCCCUGUGUGAACCGGCGCCCCCUGUGGAGAGAGGGUCUCCAGGAGGACCAGCAGCAGGUGGCUCACUGGGACUUCCAGGCCCCCGGAGUGCGUCCCGACAGAGCUGACCGCCUGGUGGACCUCUACGCCUCCGGAGAGCGCCGGGAUUAUGGCCCGCUCUUUGCCCAGAGCAAGAUGAGCGUGGCGGAGGAUGCUUUUACUUUGGGGGACUUCUCACUGUCCAUCUCUGACCUGAGGCCUGUUGAUAAAGGCCUGUACUCCUGCCACCUGCAUCACCACUACUGCGGCCUGCAGGAGAGACGCAUCUUCAGGCUCACGGUGGGACCUCCACUUCCGCCCGGCCCCACUACAGAGCCCAAAACUUUCCAGAAUGACGUGCCAGAACCAAGGACUGAGGAAGUGGAGAGCCCCCGUGUGGUGAACGUCAUCCUCCCUGAGCAUCGGGGUUACUUCGUGCAGCAUUUGGGCUACUUCCUGGCAACCUUCUUGCUGCUGGCGGUCAUCGUUGUCGCUGUCAUUGUUCUCACUCGACGACGCAAAAACAGAGGUCAGGAGUAUGAGCUGCGAAGAUCUGAUCGGGGGCAUGUGAUCAGUGGAGGUGAAAUGUCAUUAGACUGCACAGAGCUGAAGACCUGCAACCAAGAACCCCUGAAUUCAGACUACAAAAACAACCUACUGAAAGAGAGAGGUAUGACCAAAGACUGCAAUACGGACUUUGAUGGGAAGCUGUGGAAGUGAGUGCGAUAUUUGUGAGAUGCUGCUGGCAGGUCCAGGGCAAACACCAGAAGAGUAAAGGAGCGUGGAGAGAAGGGAGAAUAAAGAGGAAACCCAGGAGAGGACAGGAGGAAUGCUUCCUCUGCUGUAACUCUAGCACACUAAGCUUUUUCUUUAAAAGCCACCACCAUUUUUUACAUGUUAUUUUUUAUAUAACUUUCACCAGCUGUUAUAACAAUACGUAUAUUUGAUCCUUACACUUUGUGCUCAUUGGUUGUUUGAUAUUUUGCUUUUUUUCAUCCUUUUACAUUUUUUUUGUUGUUUUUAAAAGUGCAUGCUGUUUAUUAAAGUAUGUUGUGUGUGUACUUUGCAUGCUUACAGAGCUGCGAGCUCACGGCUCUUUUCUACUCUUGAAUUUGAUAAUUUUCUUUUUUUUCCCCCAAACACUAAUUCUGCUGUACCAUCGUUUGUAAAGGUUUCAUCAUGUUUCAGUGGUAAAUUUACUGUAUGUAGACAGUUUCAGACAGAGUUUGGAAACAAAAUGCCACACAUUUCUAGCUAUACAUAAUAAGACAUUUUCAACAGAUCAUGGUACUUCUUUACAAAAUGCAACUGUGGUGACAAAAUGCAAAAAAAGCCCUUUUUUAUUCUAUAUAUAGACUUAAAUUCUCUGAAUAAUGUUCCUUUACCAAAUGGACUUAAACAGCCUCUUGGAAUAGAUCUGUUCAUUGAUAAUAAUGAAAUUGUAGGACCAUGGACUAAAGGCUCAGUCUACUGAAACUCAGGAAAAAGAAAAAAAUCUUUAGCCAUUUAUUUGGUUUUUAAUGGGCUGUGCAGUACUUGUUUGCAUCAAGCAUGUACAAUGUACCCUGGUUUAUAAAACACUGAAUUUUUAUUACUAAAUCUGCUGGUCAAUGAUGUGUCAUAAACUGUGUGGCUAUAGCUCUGUGAGGUUUAGUGCAGGAAGAAGAGCGUCUACUGUCUCAGUAAUGUUAAAUCACAAACUGUAACUCCAAGCUUUGCCUCUUCUUGCUCACUCGCACACACUCGUAUGUUGGUCUCCUUUAAGAAAAGAUUCUUCUAUUAAAGAUUCACAACAGUGGCCACAGACUCAUCAAUUCACCCACAGAGCUGGUGUUCGGAUGAUUAAGGGACUGUGAUAUGAUCUGAUAAUGUAUCAGCUGCCUGCAGAGUUUUGAGGAUUUGGAGUAGAGCUACAACGAUCAAUCGAUUAAUCACUAGUUGUCAACUAUUGAACUAAUCGCCAACUGUAUAAUUGAUUAACUAGAAUUUUUUUUAAGGAAAAAAAAAUCAAAAUUCUCUGAUUUCAGCUUCUUAAAUGUGGA